Molecule: messenger RNA, 1423 nt
Organism: Dermatophagoides farinae (American house dust mite)
Lineage: Eukaryota; Metazoa; Arthropoda; Arachnida; Sarcoptiformes; Pyroglyphidae
Source: RefSeq, a predicted model, not a curated record
UUGAUUCUUAUUUAUUUCGGGUUAAAAAAUAUAUUUUGAUCAUCAUUCCAAUGACAUCGUUUUUUUUUGCCGAUAAUCAAUAAUGUAUUCACAAACAAUGGCAUUUCGAACGUUUUAUUUUACCAUUAUUCUGGUCACCAUUUUGAUCAUAUUCAAUUAUCAUUCGGUAAUGGGAAUAAAUUUGAAUUAUGAAGAUUGUGGACUUCACAAUGUUUAUUCAGUAAACGUUGAUGGCUGUGAUGAUCAACUAUCCAGCAAUGAUGAAUGUGUUAUAGUGGAUAAAAAUUCUAUUACUUAUUAUCUUACAUUUGCAUCGGCAACCACUUCAAGUAAAUUUUUCAAUAAUGAAACAUUUCUACAAUCCGGUACGGAAAAUAUUACCAAUAUUGUUGGUGAUCUAUGCCAGAAUCCAAAUAAAUAUAAUAUCGAAAAAUGUCCUAUUGAAGCUAAUCAUAUAUAUAGAAUUAAUAAAUCAAUCAAUUAUAUGAAUCAAUUUGCGUUAAACUAUCAAUUGACUCUUGAAGAUAAAUAUUUUUCCAAUGCUGAUUCAAGACAAAAUCCACAAUUAUUGGCCUGUUCUCGGAUUCGUUUGCGAUAUUAUGAUAAUCGUUAUACAACAACUGCUCGUCCAGAUAAUCGAACUACGAAUAGACCAGAUGAUCAAUAUCGCGAAUGGUUAGAAAUAUUAACAAGUGUAUUACGACAAAGUGAAGAAUUGGCCAAUAAAACUGAAACAAAAUUACGACAACAUUAUCCGCAUCAAAAUUCGAGCAAUCCAAAUCAUAUUCUGCGAACAGUAGAAACACAAUUAAUACAAUUACGAAUAGAUGUGACUGGAAUUUGGAUAGAGAUUAGGCAUCGAAUAAUGCGUUCAGAUGAAAUGCGUGAAUUUCGUCUAUUUAUCGAACGAUCAUCGGAUACACUAUGGAAACAUGGUGAACAACUUCGUUUAACUAUAGAUAUUUUGGAUGAAUUUGGUUGGGAUUUUCAUGAUCAAUCCAAUGAAUGGAUACGUAAACAAAUUACACCAAUACUUGAACAACUAUUACAACGAUUACGUUCUAUGUAUGGCUAUCUUGAACUACAUCAUACAGAAGGAAAUGAUCCGACAAAAAUUAAUGAAUUCAUACAGGUUAUUAAACUCUACAUAGAUUUUAUUAAUCAACAUCGUUCCGAUCGAUUUGAUCAAAGUAGUUUGGAUCGAAUGUUGAUCUAUGUUCGAUUUGUUGAAGAUCGUCUAUUUGAAAUGGAAAAACAAUACUAUGGUGAUGAUUAUUAUCGACAUUAUCAUCAUGAUCAUUCUACACACAGAACGAUGUCAACACCAACAACAAGAUAUUUUUCUUAUAAAAGUGGCCAUAAAUCGAAACCAUUUAAUCGUCGUUAUCUUUAUUAUUAUUUAUAUCGAUUUGAUCGUGAAUAA